CAAAAAUAUUUUUCUCUGGAAAAUUUUUGAUAUUUGAGAAAAAAAAUGACAUGUAUCACGAAAAUUCUAGGUCACUAGCGGACCUUGUUCACGAAGUGUCAAAUGAUUCUUAAUUCUCAUACCGCGCCAAUUUAACGAACUAUUUUAAAAUUAUCCACUUCCCCUCUCACUAACAAUCGAAUUAACCAAUUUAAACUCAAAAAACUGCUGAACUUCGUCAUGGCAAGUCAAACUCAGGGGAUACAGCAGCUUCUGGUGGCCGAAAAGAGGGCUGCCGAGAAGGUCGGUGCUGCCAGAAAACAUACCCCCAAAGAAGAAGAAUCAUUGGGAGAUGAAUCUGGUAAAUUGAAGCGCAUUAAGCAAGCAAGGGAAGAGGCUAAUCACGACAUAAAUGCAUACAGACAAGAAAGAGAACGCCAAUUCCGUGAUUUUGAAGUAAGACACUUGGGUUCGAAAGGGGAUAUCGCUCAGAAAAUUGACAAAGAAACAGAUGGACGUUUGCGUCAAAUGGCAGAUGAUGUUGCCAGUAACAGAACUAAGGUUGUUGAUGAAUUGAUCAAUUUGGUGUGUGAAAUCAAUCCUGAAAUCCAUCGAAACUUCGAAUUGCUCAACUACUACAGUAAAAUAUAGUUUGUGCCUUAUUUGAAAUGUCAAAUAAUAUUUGUUAUCUUU
Messenger RNA from Harmonia axyridis, 672 nucleotides. RefSeq names its product V-type proton ATPase subunit G-like. Gene Ontology annotation, cellular component: vacuolar proton-transporting V-type ATPase complex. The transcript has 4 exons. The record is from RefSeq and is a predicted model, not a curated record. Gene Ontology annotation, molecular function: proton-transporting ATPase activity, rotational mechanism. Gene Ontology annotation, biological process: proton transmembrane transport. Lineage: Eukaryota; Metazoa; Arthropoda; Insecta; Coleoptera; Coccinellidae. Bases 220 to 630 code for a protein of 136 amino acids.